AUGGCAAAGAAAGCUUCAAAAUCCAAGAAAUCUCGCUCUUCUUCUUCUAUAGCUUCCUCGACCUCUUCUGAAAGAGUCUCUAAAGAGGGAAAAAUGGUGUUGAGGAUAAGGUCCAAUGAGAUCUCGAAGAGGUCUUCACGGCAGCAGAGUGUGGUUAGUAGUGAGAAAGAGAGGAGACCAAAGUCAACAACGAAGCCGAAGAACGUGAAGCGGAAGACGAAGAAAAAUGAGAAAUUUGAUGCUAGAAAGCCCAAGAAACCUCCAACUGCUUUCUUUUACUUCUUAGAGGAUUUCCGUAAGGAAUUCCAAGAGCAGAAUCCAGAUGUUAAGUCAAUGCGUGAGGUUGGCAAGGCAUGUGGAGAGAAGUGGAAAACAAUGACCUAUGAGGAAAAGGUUAAAUAUUAUGACAUAGCUACAGGGAAGAGAGCAGAGUUUGAUAGAGCCAUGGCGGAAUAUGUUAAGAGAAAGGAAAGUGGUGAAGAUGAGGACUCUGAGGAUGCAUCUGAGUUUGAUGAGUAG
This is a messenger RNA of Dovyalis caffra, 519 nucleotides long. Lineage: Eukaryota; Viridiplantae; Streptophyta; Magnoliopsida; Malpighiales; Salicaceae. The record is from the annotation of a GenBank genome assembly.